Messenger RNA from Brassica oleracea var. oleracea, 1607 nucleotides. Its product is annotated as arogenate dehydratase/prephenate dehydratase 1, chloroplastic. Gene Ontology annotation, cellular component: chloroplast; cytoplasm. Gene Ontology annotation, molecular function: prephenate dehydratase activity; arogenate dehydratase activity. NCBI's taxonomy places the organism in Eukaryota, Viridiplantae, Streptophyta, Magnoliopsida, Brassicales, Brassicaceae. Gene Ontology annotation, biological process: L-phenylalanine biosynthetic process. Bases 225 to 1373 code for a protein of 382 amino acids. The transcript is spliced from 11 exons. The record is from RefSeq and is a predicted model, not a curated record.
UAACGUCUUGAAAGUGUGGACCUUUCCUUUCGUCUGAGUUUCCGAGUUUACUCUGGUCUGAAAGUAAAGACCUUCCAGAAGAGCUAAUAAAAAUCCAGACUUUUUUGUUGUGACUUAAUAUACUUUCUCACCAAACCCAUCUCUCCAUUGACACUUUUGUUGACCUAACUCUUCCUCCGCAUUGCUCGAUUUCGUCGUCCUCCAAACAAAAAGCUCCUCACUUUAUGGCUCUGAGGUGUUUACCCAUCUGGGUUUGUCCCCAAACGCCUCACCGUUACCCUCUGGUGGGUCGUCGUGUCUCCCUCUGGGAAUGCUCCUCCUCCCCCUCUGCUGCUUCCCAGAGAGCCGUCACUGCCGUUGAAGGCAACGGCCCUGAGCUUAAGAAGGCCUCUGAUGAAAUGGGUCUGGUUCAGGAGGCGAAGCCUGUUGCUUUUCAUAGAGACUUGAGCAUGCUUCCUAAACCGCUAUCUGCAAACAGUCUCUACUCUUCUGCUGGAGAUGAUUCAAAAGUGCGAAUAUCUUUUCAGGGCAUCCCAGGUGCAUAUAGCGAGACAGCAGCACUAGAAGCAUAUCCAAAUUGUGAAACUGUGCCUUGUGAACACUUUGAAACUGCGUUCCAGGCUGCUGAGCUUUGGUUGGUGGAUAAAGCAGUACUACCGAUUGAGAACUCAGUAGGUGGUAGUAUCCACCGUAACUAUGAUCUGCUCCUUCGUCAUAGGCUUCACAUUGUCCAAGAAGUCCAUCUGCCUGUGAAUCAUUGUCUCUUAGGAGUGCCUGGUGUCAAUAAGGAAGAGAUUAAACGCGUUCUAAGCCAUCCUCAGGCGCUUGAUCAAUGUGUGAAUUCACUUAACGAUUUAGGCAUACAGAGACUCUCUGCAAAAGACACUGCUACUGCUGCUCAGACUGUUGCUUCAAGUGGCAAGAAGGAUGUAGGAGCAAUUGCGAGUGUACGAGCUGCAAAUAUAUAUGGUCUUGAUAUUCUUGCCGAGAACAUACAAGAUGAUGCUAACAAUGUGACUCGUUUUCUGAUACUUUCGAGAGAGCCUAUGAUUCCAAGAACAGAUCGACCAUAUAAGACAAGUAUUGUGUUCUCGCUGGAAGAAGGUCCUGGUGUGCUGUUCAAGGCCUUGGCUGUUUUUGCAUUAAGAAGCAUUAACUUAUCAAAGAUAGAAAGUCGUCCGCAAAGAAGAAGACCGCUAAGAGUAGUUGAUGGUUCUAACAAUGGAAGCGCCAAGUCCUUUGAUUACUUAUUCUACAUUGAUUUUGAAGCUUCCAUGGCUGAAAUUCGUGCUCAGCAUGCCCUUGGCCAUCUACAGGAGUUCACGAGUUUCAUCCGUGUACUCGGGUGUUAUCCCAUGGAUUUAGUCAGAUAGCCGAGACUUGCAUGCGGCCAUACUGUGCAGAAACAUGUGAAUAUAAACAAACAGAAGAACCAGUUUUAUGGCUUUGGUCAUACCUGCAAGACCCUUUCUUUCACCAUUCUCUUAUCUUCGAAGCUUAGCUUCAAACUCAUUUAUUGCUGAGACAAACAGUUAAUCUGUAGCUUAUUGUUAAGAACGUGGUUUUGUACAUUAAAUUUUUAAGUUCAGUGAAAUACUUUUGACAUU